CAGGAGCUAGAGAAGGCAAGGGGGCGGGGUUCGGACCGGCUCCAGGCCCCGCCUAGCGGGGUUGCUGUCCUAGCAUUGGCUGCCGCCGACGUGACGUCACGGGGCUCUAUGAGAGAACCCCGAGCCCCGGCGGCGCGGGCUGUAUUGUCCCUCACGUUGCUUCAGGCUUACGUUGUUCCCUUGUUACCUGGCUCCGUGUCACGUCGGGGUCAGGGCCGGAGCCGGAGUCGAGGCCAGGCCAGGGCGCAGCCGCAGCCAGCAUUGGGGGUCGUUGCCCCCUCAGGGCCUGCAGCCGCUGCCAACAUGGUGUCCCCGGUCACCGUGGUCAAGAGCGAAGGGCCCAAACUUGUCCCUUUCUUCAAGGCCACUUGCAUCUACUUUGUGCUGUGGCUGCCAUCCUCCAACCCCUCCUGGUUCAGCGCUCUCAUCAAAUGCUUGCCUAUCUUCUGCCUCUGGCUGUUCCUGCUGGCCCACGGAUUUGGCUUCCUGCUCGCCAACCCCAGCGCCACCCGAAUCUUCGCAGGGCUCGUCUUCUCUUCAGUGGGUGAUGCCUUCCUCAUCUGGCAGGACCAGGGCUACUUCGUGCAUGGACUGCUGAUGUUUGCAGUGACCCACGUACUGUAUGCUUCAGCCUUUGGCAUGCAGCCCCUGGCCCUGCGGAAAGGCCUAGUGAUGGCAGUGCUCUCCGGACUCUGCUAUGCCCUCCUCUACCCCCAUCUGUCGGGCCCUUACAUCUAUCUAGUGGGAGUCUACGUGGCCCUCAUUGGCUUCAUGGGCUGGAGGGCCGUGGCAGGCCUGCGACUGGUCGGGGCACACUGGCGCUGGACAGAGCUGGCUGCAGGCAGUGGAGCCCUUUUCUUCAUCAUCUCUGACUUGACCAUUGCCAUCAACAAGUUCUGCUUCCCCGUCCCCUACUCCCGAGCCAUCAUCAUGGCCACGUAUUACGCUGCCCAGAUGCUCAUUGCACUCUCUGUUGUAGAGAGCCGAGACCUGGCUGGGGACUUGGGAAUGAGCAAGGUGGACUGAGCAGGGUGAGGGGGCCAGGGUCUGUGUUAACCCAAAGCCCUUUUGCCCUCUUACCCUCUCUUCUCAGCAACAGGUCCCAGGCCCCAGGGGUUUUCAGGAAUGGGGCAGAAUAUCUGGACCUAGACUGUGAUCUUUGCCAGCUUAAGCUUUGGAAAUGAGGCCCAGAAUCAGGCCAGAAGAGAAAAAUGGUCCUAGGUGCUUUGGAGUGGGAUAGAAAUGGGGAUUUCUUUCCUCAGGCCUCUGUGAGGCCUCUGUGGGUCUUAGCUCUUUUUUUUUCCCCUUUGGCACAGGGCAGGAAGAAGGAUAAGCUUACAACUCUGUCCUCUACCCAGUACAAAUGACUUGGGACAUGUGGAGACCCCCCACCUCUUCUGACACUUCCUCAGAUCCAACUCCUCUUUAUUAGAGGAGUUCUGUGAGGAGAGAAGUCUGGGGAUGGUGCUAAUCUCCUCCUAUUUUAGGCCACUCUUGAGGAGGUGGUGGGCUUGUCUUAAUGCUUGUGGCCCUCAGGCUGCUUCCUUUAUACUUGAACAAGUUAUUGGGGGAAGACCCUUGGUCUAGGGAAAGAGUCUGCUCUGGUCUGAAUUCUUCCUGGUGCUCUUUCAAGGCUAUUCCCUAUUGCCGCCAGAUGCAGGAUUUGAACUCAUGACUCAGUGAUUCUACUCCACCUGGCUUGCCUCUUUCCCUAGCUAGGUAGCAGUUCAUUUUAUGGGGGAGUGGGAUGGGGCAGGGAGAUGGCACCCUAACAGUUUCAUGACCUUAGCAGUAGGGAGAGUAGCCCAGCUCUCCCAACCCAGAGCCAUCUCUUCCACUGGAGAUACUGAGGGUUCCCUGCCUUCUCAGGUGUGACCCAGAAGCAGGGCUUGGACUUCCCUUUCUACUGCUGUUAGGAGCAAAGUGGUUUGUGUGUGCUGGUGCAGGACAGACAGCAGCCAAAGGAAGGGAUCUCUAUCCUCCCAGGGUUCCUGCUGACAGGACGCUGUUUCUGGGGCAGCAACUAUACCUUUCUCCAGGGCUCGCCCAAGCUGUAAUCUGGAGCAGAGUGCUUGGGACUCCCUUUUCAGCUUCCUGUUUCCCUGCUCUGUCCCCAAUAGGUUUUCCUUCCUGCCUCUCUUGUGGGCAAAUGGGGAACUAUGCCUCAGUGACCCAAAGGAAUCCAUUUACUGAGGCACAUUCAAUGCAAAGGGGUAGGGGAAGGGUGGAAUGGCUAUGUUGGCUCCAUUGUAUGGAAAACAAUAAAACUAGGGGCCUUGUGUCCAUCCUGCUCUGCA
Molecule: messenger RNA, 2297 nt
Organism: Monodelphis domestica (gray short-tailed opossum)
Lineage: Eukaryota; Metazoa; Chordata; Mammalia; Didelphimorphia; Didelphidae
Gene: TMEM86A
Product: transmembrane protein 86A
Cellular component (GO): membrane
Molecular function (GO): hydrolase activity
Source: RefSeq, a predicted model, not a curated record